AUGGGAAGAAAAGAAUCAAAACUCACAAAGAAGCCAGUGUUUAUGCACGACAAAAUGUACAACAUCGUUCCAGACAUAACGACAACUAAUCGAAUGCACGGAUUGGAAGAUAUUCCUACUAUUCCGAGGCAGAAACCCCUUCCGCUCACAGCUACCGGUAAAAAGUACGAAGCACUGCCAAAUCUGUGGGAUGUUCAUGCUCCAUCUAGAUGUUACAACAAUGCCGCAUUAACCAGACCCAAUCCCUGCAUCAGCCCCGACAACUUAUCUCAACCUGACGUAAAGAAACCCAGAGUUCCUCUAGCUUGCUUGGACUUAAUGAGUAUCAAACAAAAAAUCGACAAAGCAGAAAAGAAGGAAAAGAAAGCCAAAAAAAAGAAGUCCAGACCUGCUCCAAAGCAAAUGACUGCAUACCAAGAAGAUAAAACAAAUGAACAAAACGAGAACAAUCUUCCAUUGGCGCAUAUUCCCCGUCCCCCGGACAACCCCUUAGACCCUUCAAAACCAAGAAGGAUUGUCCGAAUCAAACAGGAUAUGUUCAGCCAAUCCCUGGGUCCUGAGAAGAUUGCAGAAAUAGUGAGCAUGGUUACCGGUAAUCAAGAAGGAUUCGGCUACCUUCAACAAACAGGUAAAAGCGACUACCUGAAUGGAGAGGAGCAAUAUGGGUACAUUAAUCCCGACCCAUUCUCUGGAUACAUCCAUCCGGCUGACACGUUGCCUGGAGUCAUUGAUCCAAAUCAGGAAGUAGGAUUUUUCGAUAACUUUCCUGGAUAUAUCCACCCAGCUGACACGUUGCCUGGAGUCAUGAACUCAGAUCAGGAGAUGGGAUAUUUCUUCCCUGGAUAUAUCCACCCAGCUGACACGAUGCCUGGAGUCAUGAACUCAGAUCAGGAGAUGGGAUAUUCCUUCCCUGGAUACAUCCAUCCAGCUGACACGCUGCCUGGAGUCAUGAACUCAGAUAAGGAGAUGGAAUAUUCCUUCCCAGGAUUUAUCCAUCCAGCUGACACGCUGCCAGGAAUGAUGGAAACAGGUCAGGAUAUGAAAUAUUCAUGUGAAGUCCCUGGAAUGAAUUCGUUCAGAUCAGAGAUUUCUUCUGACAGUUUAGGCGGGUUUCCUCAAAUUCGGUGCACUACAGUGACAAAACCCGAGGAUACGUCAGGCUACGUCAAACCAAGAACUGAAAAAGACAGUUUGGUAGCAAACCCCCUGGUCUUACCUAAACCUCAGAGGCAAAUAUUUAAAUGCGCCAGUCCAGAACAAUUUAAAUCUUUGCGUCAACGCAGCACUACGAAGUCUACUCACAAACAACGCUCCAAGAACACCAACCAGAAACUUCUCUCCAUCAACUCUAAUGUGACCAUAUGAACAGGAUAUUAAACUGUCUUGAUGUGCAGUUUUUGCAAUGAACAUUUUGUAAUAGAAUCUGAACACUUGAUGCUGCAAGUUACUGUGCUUGGCGGGAUUUAUAACACGAACGUUAGGGAGUUAUGAACUGUUGUGUGUUUACUGAUCAGCUACAUCUCCAAU
This is a messenger RNA of Magallana angulata, 1527 nucleotides long. RefSeq lists its product as uncharacterized. The record is from RefSeq and is a predicted model, not a curated record. The transcript has a single exon. The coding region runs from base 1 to 1365 and encodes 454 amino acids. NCBI's taxonomy places the organism in Eukaryota, Metazoa, Mollusca, Bivalvia, Ostreida, Ostreidae.